Molecule: messenger RNA, 3123 nt
Organism: Effrenium voratum
Lineage: Eukaryota; Dinophyceae; Suessiales; Symbiodiniaceae
Source: the annotation of a GenBank genome assembly
AUGGCCCAGUUCUACGCGGAGCUACGGCACCAGACCUGGCGCUUGGCCUUGGAGCGACUGGAGCCGUUUACGCCGUCGCCCGGGCCAACGGAGGCUUCGGCGUGGUCUUCCUGGCUGCGCGAGUGCGCGGACGCGGUCUGCAGCUGCAACGACCUUCCGGAGGUCUAUGAGAUCUGCGCGUGCCCUCUUUUGCCCUUCUCCACGGGCCAGCUGGGACGGACUUUGCGCCUGGGGCGGGUACUGUGGUGCGUGGCGGCCGCGGGCAAUGUGAAUGCCGCUGCGGACUUCUAUGCGCACACAGGCGGCAGUGCCGCGCUCAUCGCCCACGGCAUGGCGGUCACGCCCGGGCGCACGGCGCGGGCGCUGCUGUGGACCUGGGAGGCGCAGCGGGACUGGGCGGCCGCCGCCGCCCGGAACCUCCAGGCCGCAGGAGCAGACUCUGUGCUCGUAACGCCUCCCGCGUGGGAGGGCCCAGCUGCCCAGCAAGCUUUGCUGAACGAGGCGAGAUCCGGUGAUCCGCACGCAGCGGUCCGUGCCGUGGUUGUGGCCGAGGCGCCUGCCUUCCCUCAUGCCAUGGACCGAGGAGACGGCCAGGCCCACGGCUUGCUCCUGCAAGCUCCUUGCCUGGAUGGCGGCAUCCAGUUUCUCUUCAUCGACCCCCUGGAGGCCUUCGUGCCGGAAUUCUCGGCCCUGUUUCAGUCCGCGCCUUGCUCGUUCGGGACCCGGCCUGCUAGCGUCGCCUUCAGGUCUUGCCCCGGGCUGAAGUGGAUCGCGGCCAGGGGUGGCGCCGGGUGCUGCGAGGAUCCCACGUUUGGCGCCCGGUGGACCUGGGGAUCCGCCGUGUGCCCAGGCGACGCGAGUGGCAACUGUGGGCACGACACGACGCUCUGCAGCGCGGCCCCCCCGAGCUCUCAGAUCUGCUACGGGCAGCCGAAGCCACCUGGGGACGGGAUCAAAAGCGCCCGCGGAACCGGGGACAAGGCCGCUCGGGCUGUCGAGGCAGUGGUGAAUGAACCUCUGAAGGGCGACGCUACGCCGUCAGAGACUGCACGGCUGAUGGAGGAAGGCGACAAGAAGGCUCCCCCCGUGCUUGUGCAAGCCUCGCAGCCUUUGCUAUCAACGUCGGGGAACAAGGAGACUCAGAAGAUCAUUGACGAGAUCACCAAGGGCGAGGACUUCGAGACCAACAGAUUGCGAUGCUUGGAUCAUCCUGAGCAAGCCUAUUACAGCCUCAGCGCAUUUGCCCACUUGGAGAUUGAGAUGAUUGAAGCGCGAAACCUGAUCCCCUCGGUGACCAGCAGCUUUGAGGCCUACGUAGGUGACGAGCCUGACGGUUUUGUGAAAGUCUUUGUGGAUGACUGCUUCAAGUACUCUACGGCAACCAUCAACAACGACCGCAACCCACGCUGGCAGGACAAGCAAAAGUUCGACAUCGUGGCGGAUUUGAGCAUUGUCAGGCUGCAUGUCUAUGACUCCGAUUCCACCGACAACUCUUCGCUGAUUGACCCCAUCGGCUUUGUGGAAUUUCGCGUCGCAGAUAUCCCCUUUGACGAGGAGAUCGAGGGAUGGCUGGAGCUGCGCUUCCCCGGGAACCUGCAGGGUGUGAACUCGGACCGCUACUACGAGCACAUGAACCGCCGCGAGGAAGAGAUGGAAGUGCCCAUGUCGACCAAGCCAAACAAUCAGCCAAAGAACCAACCGGAAGGCACCGGCUCUGAAGCCUUGGAGAAGGACGUGACUGUGGUGGAAGCUGCAAAGAUCAAGACGUCCUUUGCGAGCCGCAUGUUCAAGCGCAUCAAGGCCACAGGGGGUUCCUUGGUGGGUGCCCAGAAGGGCGAGGAGCCGCCCAGCGACACGCAGUUCAACGCCGGUGAGAUUCAUGUGAAGCUGAAGCUGACGCGGCUCGUAAGUCCGAAUUCCGCUCUCUUCGCAAAAGCGCUGGUGCCAUCCUAUAUGACCUUCGCAACAUUCAUCCAGGAGGAAUUUUUGCCGAAGCUGGAUGUUCAGGAAUUGCUGGAUGACGCCAUGGACAUCAAAAUCGAGAUUGUUGACGAGAUGCUGAUGGCUGUGUUGGCCUUCAUCGGCUAUGUGCUGGCAUGGCGGUCCGUCCUGAUUUCGGGGCUGCUGUUUACAAGUGUCGUGUCUGGGGCAAAGAAUAUCAUGUUCAGCAACUUCUUGUGGUACCUUUGGGUGGCCUUGGUUCUGUUCCUGACGCGCUUUGAAUCCUGGCGAGCUCCAAUGUCCACCAACGGCAACAACGCGCGCUUGAACGAUGAUGGCUUGAAGCUCAUCGCGCGAACACAAUCCGUUACGGAGAUGAACAACUUCUUGAUCCGCAUGGUCACGUCACAGAUGGGCACCAUCAAUAGCCUACAGGACCUUGUGCACUUCGCCGGGACAAUUGUGCAGGGCGAUGGUGAAGUGACCGUGACCUAUGACAAAAUAAUGAAGGCACUGCACGAUCUUUGGUUCCUGGACUUCCCAGCAGGCGGAGCUCCCAUCGUCAACGACUCCCUGGUGCGAGUCAACGAUCGACGCCGAGGAACGGUGGCCAAAAUCAAAGAGCCCGCUCCGAACCGGACCAAGAAGGUGGUGGUGGAGUUUGACGAGCCCGACUAUCUCCAGCCUGGCGUGAUGAGCGGAGAGUAUGAAGCCUGGGAUGUGCAGAUCCGGCCCUCGGUGCCGAAUAUUCCACGCAUGUUCGUGCCGAAGGACAUCCAGGGCUUGGUGGCGAGCCUCCAGUUCGAGGUGGACAACGUCAAGAAGAGCGUCCUGCCUGCAGCAGAAUCUCUUCGAGCUUUCUUUGGAUGGCAGCGUCCCAUGUGGAUGUACCUGCUGAUCCUCAUCCUUCUUUUCCGAAGCUACCUCUCCUUGGAAGGGUUUCUGGAGGAAGACAGCUGGUGCCACUUCGCCAUCACAGUCUUCACAAUGAUUCGCAACGGCAUCGCUGGCCUCCUGGUCAUUGCGGUCUUGGUGGGUCAAGCGCGAAUUUGGGGUAUCCUGCGGGGAAUGGCGCUGAUGGCAUAUGGCAAGUGCUUUGACCAGCGGCAGGCACCAAAGAUCUGGAAGUUUUACAAGGGCAAAGAUGAGCCGUACCGCGUUCAGAAGCAGAAAACCGAGUGA